Capsella rubella is the source of this 729-nucleotide messenger RNA. Its product is annotated as NDR1/HIN1-like protein 3. Gene Ontology annotation, biological process: defense response to other organism. The coding region runs from base 1 to 729 and encodes 242 amino acids. The transcript has a single exon. The record is from RefSeq and is a predicted model, not a curated record. Lineage: Eukaryota; Viridiplantae; Streptophyta; Magnoliopsida; Brassicales; Brassicaceae.
AUGGCGACCGGAAACUACCACUUAAACGGCGCCAACUACGGUCCACCAAUCCGUUCUCCGGUUAGAACCUACUACAGCGAAGACCGAACAAGCGGCGCCGACGUAUGUUGCAGCAUCUGUGCAUGCUUCUCGAGCUGUCUCUUUUGUUGCGGUUCUUGUCUCGUAAACAUCAUCUGUACAAUUUUCUUCUAUGCAGCUGUUACCCUUGGAGUCAUAGCUUUAUUCCUCUGGUUGCUACUCCGACCCACAGUCAUGAAGUUCCAAGUCACGGAUGCUAACUUAACGUCUUUUGAGCUCGACCCGCAAAGCCAGAACCUCCACUACAACCUCUCGUUGAAUUUUGCGAUACGUAACCCUAACCAGCGUCUCGGGAUCCGCUAUGAUCAGUUAGAGGUGAGGGGUUACUAUGGCGAUGAGCGUUUUGGCGCCGUGAAUAUGACGUCGUUUUAUCAGGGGCAUAAGAAUACGGCUUUGGUUGGAACGGAGUUGAAGGGACAGAACCUGGUUUUGUUAGACGCCGGUGGCCGGAGGGAUCUAAGGGAGGAUCGGAAGUCUGUGAUUUACAGGAUCGACGUGAAGCUGAGGUUAAAGAUGAGGUUUAAGUUUGCGUUUUUGAACUCAUGGGCCUUUAAGCCUAAAAUUAAGUGUCAUCUCAAGGUUCCGCUGAGUACCGCUAGCUCAGCCGGAGGGUUCCAGUUUCAUCCCACCAAGUGCCACGUUGACCUCUAA